Molecule: messenger RNA, 484 nt
Organism: Sitophilus oryzae (rice weevil)
Lineage: Eukaryota; Metazoa; Arthropoda; Insecta; Coleoptera; Curculionidae
Exons: 2
Coding region: 12-410 (132 amino acids)
Source: RefSeq, a predicted model, not a curated record
UAAAUAAAGAAAUGAAAGGAACUGGAGGGGGUCCAUCUCAAUGCGUGCCUCUUUCGGAACUUGAAAAUAGGCUGUUUAAUCUUCUGGGAACAGUGGCAGUUGAAGGAGAUAAUGUGGCCGAAAUGGGCUUUGGACAAGUAACAGUGAAUCAAUUUCUAGAACCCAGCGUAGAUGUUGUGACAUCUGAAGCUGCAGGUCGUUCUGAACUGACAUCCUCAAGUCGUGGUCUGAAAAGACCAAUGGAACCAAAUCUUGACCAUGAUUAUACUGCUGAGACCUCUGGUGGAUCUUCACGUUCAUCAAGUGCUGUCAAAAGACAAGUACCAAAUCUAAACCAUCUCGGAGGAUUAGACUACUCCGGGAAGGGAGUGUUUGCAACAGGCUUAUUGACUUGUCUGAGGAGACUUUAAAUACCUUAAAAUGUAUUGAGGUAAAUACUCGAGCUAUUGCAGAAAGUUUUAAAGCCAAGCAAUAAAUUAUAAUC